AAGCGACGCGGUCCAAACUCUCAUCUACCAAUCUCCGACUGUCAAGUCACGCACCCGCCGGCGCGCCAAUCUGCCAUACCAUGAAUUCCGAUGCCGAGGUCAAUGGCAUCUCGCCCGCUACUAGCUCAACGCAUACCGUGUCAGCGUCCACUUCUUCCACCUCUACACCCAUUGGUGCCUCUCUCACCCCAUCGACCUCUCUUGAGCCUUCUACAUCCUCAAGCACCCUCGAUACGUCCACAUCCUCCUCGAGCACACCACUCAGCAAUCUUAACACCUCAAUGGACGAAGCUUCCUCUGCGCACCUUCAUUUCCCCCUCACUGCCUCCUACACCUACCACGCACCAAUACCUACUGCGUCUGGAAAGUAUAUACUCGGCGUAGACGAGGCGGGGCGAGGACCUGUACUCGGACCGCUGGUGUAUGGGGUAGCGUACGUAGCCGAGACAGGGAAGGAGCGGAUGGAGGCAAUGGGGUUCGCGGACUCCAAGACGCUCGAUGCUGCUCGCCGUGAAGCGCUCCUCGAAACCCUAUGCAGCGCACCAGACGUGCUCGGCUGGGCCGUGCGGGUGAUAAGUCCCCAAGCUCUAUCCAGCGGCAUGCUGCGCCGUCCACCAACGAACCUCAACGAGCAGUCUCGCGACGCCACUGUCAUGCUGAUCCGCGGCGUGCUUGCGCGCGGCAUACAGCUGAGCGCGGUCUUCGUCGACGCGUUAGGCCCGACAGUGGCGUAUGAGCAAUGGCUCAGUCAAAGGUUUCCCGAGAUCAAGUUCACAGUCGCUAACAAGGCCGACUCAAAAUUCAAGAUCGUCGGUGCUGCCAGUGUAGCAGCCAAGGUUACCCGCGACGCUCUCAUUGACGGUUGGAUUUACGAGGAAGACGGGGCGGAUGCAGCGAACUCAGCCAGCUUAGCAGCUGACAAGGCUGCCGCGGCUGCGGUCCUCGCCGACAUCGACGCCGCUGCCACCGAGGAUGUUGCCGCCACGGAGGAGGAUACUGUCAUGGAGGACAGAACAGCAAAUGUGCCACCUCCGCCAGCGAGCCGCUUUCCUGCCGAGCGAGGCAGUGGUUAUCCUUCCGACCCAAAGACCAAAGCCUGGCUCGCAGCCGCUGUCGAGCCCACUUUCGGCUUCCCGCGCGCGGUGCGCUUCUCGUGGGCGACGUCCAAGGUUAUCCUUGACAAGCACGCGCACGCGGUGCAAUGGAUUGAUGAUGGCGACGCCGCUCUCACUGCUGCAUUCCAAUCCGCUACGGGGCGGGACAAGGAUAGGUGUGCUGUAACGAGAGAGCGGGGGAUAAGGAGCGUGGGGGCGCUGUAAUGCCUCUGAUCACAUAUUUGGACUUGAUGAUAUAUAUCAACGGCUGCAGAAUCUCUUUGAAGCUGGAGGAGCAAUGGGAUCGCCGGGGAAUUAGCCCGGAAGCAGCAGUCGAAAGUUAAACAUGGA
This is a messenger RNA of Schizophyllum commune H4-8, 1445 nucleotides long. Its product is annotated as ribonuclease HII. Gene Ontology annotation, cellular component: ribonuclease H2 complex. Gene Ontology annotation, molecular function: RNA-DNA hybrid ribonuclease activity; RNA binding. The coding region runs from base 81 to 1319 and encodes 412 amino acids. Lineage: Eukaryota; Fungi; Basidiomycota; Agaricomycetes; Agaricales; Schizophyllaceae. The transcript has 5 exons. The record is from RefSeq and is a predicted model, not a curated record. Gene Ontology annotation, biological process: mismatch repair; DNA replication, removal of RNA primer.